GUGAUUCAUAGUGAAACACUGUUGAUGGCCGCCAGUCAAGGCCAGGCCCUCUUUCCUGGAGCCAGAGCCACUGCAGGCCGGGGAUGGAGGUGUCCAUACCACGUGACACCUGCAAGACUUUAACUGCCACCCCUCUAGCCUCUGAAGGGUGAACCGUCUACACUGGCCUUCAGGAGAACUGGACACUCUGGACCCACCUUCACCGGGUCCUGUCCUCGCCCACUCCCAUGAUCUGAUCGAUCUUGCCAAAUAUGGAGGCUGAAGAUUAUUCAAAGGCUGAAGACAGACCUGAGGACCCAGGUUCCAAAAAUGAAGGGCAGUCCUCUGCUGUGCAGCCUGAUUUCCCACCAGAACAGCAGUCCACUGGCCCCACUGUCCUCUGGGAUAUGCUUGACAGCAAGUUUCUGGAAUACCAGCAGCUGAUGCACAAGAACCCAGAAGAUCGUAGGAGGAGCCUGUUGAGCUUUCUCCCCCUGUUCCUAAAGGCUUGGGAACACUCCGUGGGCAUCAUCUGCUUUCACAGUCUCCAAAGACUGGCAGAAGAUGUGUCUGACCAGCUUGCUCAAGAAAUACAGCAGGCUCUUGCUGGAAAGCCCGCAGAGCAAGCCCGGGCCGCAGCUGGGAAGUUGCUGCGGUGGAAGGGGGACGUGGAUCAGGAGAGCUUCUUGCUCCUGAAGUCAGUGUAUGUGCUCACGGGGACAGACUCGGAGACGCUGGGCAGAGUGGCCGAGUCGGGGCUUCCGGCCCUGCUCCUCCAGUGCCUGUACCUCUUCUUUGCCUUUCCUGUGGAAAAGGAUGAGGAUGAGUUUUUAGAGAGUGAUGUUCAAGGUCAGAGGAUGUUUGUACAGAUGUUGCUUAACAUUUGCAGUGAGUCUCGGGGCCUGGAGGGACUUCUCUCAGGAAGUGAGCUCCAGUCUCUGCUGAUUGCUACCACCUGUCUGCGGGAGCACAGCUGCUACUUCUGGAAAGAGCCCACCUUCUGCGUGCUGAGAGCCAUCUCCAAGGCUCAGAGUCCCGGCAUCAUUCAAUAUCUACAAACUACCAACUGUGUCCGGCUUUCAGUUCAGAACCUCUACAAGUUGGCAGACACUCUCCCUGCGCCCGAGGUGAGCGAAGCUGUGAGCCUCAUCCUGAGUUUUGUGAAAGACUCCUACCCCGUCUCCUCUGCUCUGCUCCUGGAGUUUGAGAAUGGGGAGGGCUACCCUCUGCUACUCAAGGUGCUCUUACGCUAUGACGGGCUGACCCAGGGUGAGGUGGACCCCCAUCUGGAGUCACUCAUCGGGUUGGUGGUGUGGCUGACGACCUGUGGGAAUUCAGAGCUGAAGGUCUUUGACAGUGUCACUUACCCUCAGCUGGAAGGCUUCAAGUUCCAUCGUGAGGCUUCUGGGGUGACCGUUAAGAAUCUCCAGGCCUUCCAGGUCCUGCAGAAUGUUUUCCACAAAGCCAAUGACUCUGUCCUUUGCACCCAAGUCCUUUUGGCCAUCAAGACCAUGUGGGCUUGGAACCCUCGGAACUUCUUCCUGCUGGAGUGGACCCUGCAGCCCAUUUCGCAGUUUGUGGAGAUUGUGCCCCUGAAGCCGACUUUGGUGCAGGAGCACUUUUUCCAGUUGCUGGAGACCCUGGUGUUCCAGCUUCUCUAUGUGCCCCAUGAGAUCCUGGGGAAAGUGCAGCGUCUGAUCAAGGAGAGCCCAGAGCUGUCUUGCACCCUCGUGGCCUUGCAGAGCAUCCUCAGGAUCACCGCCAGUGACCCACUCUUCACUGACAUCUUCCGGGACUCUGGACUGCUAGGCCUGCUGCUGGCCCAGCUACGGAAGCAGGCUAAGAUCAUGAGGAAGUCAGGUGCACCACAGAGGGGAAACAAAGAGCCGAGUCCUGGCGUUCGGGAUCCAGAAAGGGAGCUCACCUGUGUGAUGCUAAGCACUGUGGUCACAUUGCUGCAAGGGUCAGUUCGGAAUGCAGUUGUCCUGAAGGAUCAUGGCAUGGUACCCUUCAUCAAGAUCUUCCUGGAUGACGAGAGCUACCGGGGGGCUUCGCUCAGCAUCCUGGAGCAGCUUUCAGUCAUCAACGCAGAGGAGUACAUGAGCAUCAUCGUGGGGGCUUUGUGUUCGUCCACCCAGGGAGAGCUGCAGCUGAAACUGGACCUUCUCAAGUCUCUGCUGCGGAUCUUGGAGACCCCAAAGGGACGUGCUGCGUUCAGAGUCUCCAGUGGGUUCAAUGGGCUGCUGUCCCUACUCUCCGACCUGGAGGGGUCCCUUCAAGUGCCUGCGACAUCGAUGUGGAGUGCAGUGUCCCCCAGACAGACCCUGGAGCUGGUGCUGCACACUCUUUGUGUGGUGUCUGCUGCGCUGCAUCUGGACCCCGUCAAUGGACACUUCUUCAGGAGAAACGGGCUCUUCGAGAAGCUGGCGGAAGACCUCUGCCUACUGGGCUGUUUUGGAGUCCCUGAGGAGGAGGGGGUGCCGCAGCACACGGGGUCUGACACAAAGGCCAGGCCCUUUGCGGUUUUACUGAACUGCGCCUUUUCUUCCAACUGCCCGUUCCCACCCAGGGUGCAGAGCUGCCUCCAGAUCCUCAGCUUCCUGGACAGCAUGGCCAGUGGCACCCUCCACCUGCGCGACGACCUGAAGGAGUCGGCCAGGUCUGGGCGGGAGCCUGCUGCGGAUGUUCAGAAGGGAGGAGCUGGUGGUGGCCUCCAAGGCAACUUGAAGCGGUGGCCAGACCCGGAGGAGAGGAUGGAUGAGGGUGACAUCAUGAUCAUGCACCCAGGGAUCAUCUGCAUCAUGGUGAGACUGCUGCCUCGGUUGUACCAUGAAGAUCACCCACAGCUUUCUGAGGAGAUCCAGUGUUCCAUGGCCAGCUACCUCCUGUCCCUGGUGAAAUCGGAGAAGAGUCGCCAGGUCAUGUGUGAGGCAGGCAUGCUCCAGACACUCAUGACCUUUUGCCACAGGGCCCUCAGCAUGGUCGGUAGUCCUCUGCACUCACUCCUCAUCAGGAUCUUUGAAAAGUUGGGUUCCCAAGCCAUUGAACCAGAUGUGCUAAGACAGUUUUUAGCCCUUGGAAUUUGCCUACCAUUGUCAGCUACCAAGAAAAGCUUCAGUUCAUCCCCUGGACAUGGAGACAACCCUGCAUGCUCAGAGUCACAGAAAGACACAGCUGAGAGACCUGAAGAUGCCAGCCCAUGCCCCGGACGGCCUCAAGAUCUCGGGUCCUCAGGCGUCUCCCAGGAUUCAGCCACAGCCCUGCAGACAGCACUGAGCCUCAUCUCCAUGACCUCCCCACGCAACCUGCAGCCUCACCGGGCAGCCCUGAUGCCAUCAUUUGUGGAAUUUGACAUGUCUGUGGAAGGUUAUGGGUGUCUGUUUACUCCGACCUUAGCCACUGUUAUGGGGACCAGCACAGAGCACUCCAUCUCUGGAGGGACUGGGACAGGUGCCCCCAGGUCAUUCCCUCCACCCGGAGGCUUGACUUUCUCCUGCUGGUUUUUGAUCAGCCGGCAGGCCAAUGUCAUAGAGGGCCACCCACUGCGUUUUCUAACCCUGGUGCGUCACCUAGCCAGGACCGAGCAGCCCUUCGUCUGCUUCUCCAUCAGCCUCUGCAUGGAUGACUUCUCCUUAGUUGUGUCCACAGAAGAAAAAGAGUUCCAGCCCCUAGAUGUUAUGGAACCUGAGGAUGAAACAGAGCCCUCUGCAGGGCGUCAGCUCCAGGUCAGGUGUGGCCAGUUGCUGGCUUGUGGUCAGUGGCAUCACCUGGCUGUGGUUGUGAGCAAAGAAAUGAAGAGGAAUUGCAUGGUUUCCACCUAUCUUGAUGGACAGGCCAUCGGCUCAGCCAAGAUGUUGUAUAUUCAGGCCUUACCUGGGCCUUUCCUUUCAAUGGAUCCAGCCUCUUUUGUGGAUGUUUAUGGAUAUAUUGGGACUCCUAGAAUCUGGAAACAAAAGUCGUCAUUAACCUGGCGUCUUGGCCCUGCAUACCUCUUUGAAGAAGACAUAUCCGUGGAUACUCUAGCACUUAUUAUCAAACUUGGCCCACGAUACUGCGGUAACUUUCAGGCUGUGUAUACUCAAGGAGAAGACCCAGAUGAUGAAGCCAAGCCCCUCAUCGCAGAGGAAAGGGUUUCUUUCAGUCUACAUGUAUCCAGCUCUUCCACCACCAGUGUAGCAAACAUCAGAAGCAUCUACAAUGAGGUGGACAGCCGCCUCAUCGCCAAGGAGAUGAACAUUUCUUCCCGUGACAAUGCCACACCUGUGUUCUUGAUGAGAAACUGUGCCGGCCACCUCUCAGGGUUUCUUCGGACCCCUGGUGCUGUUUCUGUGGGCCAGUUAGGGGUUAGAGUGUUCCACUCCAGCCCUGCUGCCAGCAGUCUGGACUUCAUUGGAGGGCCUGCCAUUCUCCUGGGCCUCAUCUCCUUGGCAACAGACGACAACACCAUGUAUGCAGCUAUGAAAGUCCUUCACUCGGUGCUGACCAGCAAUGCCAUGUGUGACCGCCUGAUGCAGCACAUCUGUGGAUACCAGAUACUGGCCUUUCUCCUGGAGAAGAAGACAUCCCUCCUAAACCAUCGGAUUUUCCAGCUUAUCCUCUCUGUGGCUGGCACUGCAGAGCUGGGUUUCAGACCAUCUGCUGUUACUAACAUGGGUAUCUUCCAGCAUGUUCUCUGCAAUUUUGAGCUUUGGAUGAACACUGUAGACAACCUGGAGCUUGCUCUCUUUUCCCAUCUCCUGGAGAUCCUUCAGUCACAAAGGGAAGGACCCAGGAAUUCUGGAGUUGCUCACCAGGCACAGCUUAUACCCAAGCUAAUCUUCCUCUUCAAUGAGCCAAGUCUGGCUUCCUCCAAGGUUCCCACCAUCAUUUCCAUCCUGGGCUGUCAGCUGAAGGGCCACUUCAACAUUCAGGACUUACUCAGGGUCGGACUGUUUGUCAUGUACACACUCAAGCCUUCAUCAGCGAAUGAGAGGCAGAUCUGCGUGGAUGGAGCCCAGGACUCGCCUAUGCCAGCUGGAAGCCAAACAUCUGGAAAGACAAUCUGGCUCAGAAACCAGUUGCUGGAGAUGCUGCUCAAUGUAAUAUCUUCCCCCCAACUUCAUCUGUCCUCUGAGUCAAAGGAACAAGUAUUUCUGAACCUGGGACCAGACUGGUUCCUGCUGCUCCUGCAGGGUCACCUGCAUCCCAGCACCACUACGCUGACACUGAAGUUGCUGCUGCACUUUUUGUCAAACCCUUCUCUCCGCGGGCGAUUCAGAGAUGGCCUGUCUGCAGGAUGCUGGGUGCAGUGCAGUGCCGAAGGCAUGGACAUUGUGAUUGACAACCUGAAGAGCCACCCCGUUGUGCCUGAUCAGAGCCCCUGCCUGCUUCCUGGGUUCCGAGUCUUGAAUGACUUUCUGGCUUAUCAUGUUCAUAUUCCAGAAGUGUACCUCAUCGUGUCCUCCUUCUUCCUCCAGACACCUCUUACAGAACUGACAGAUGGGCCCAAAGGGAGUUUGGAUGCUAUGCUUCAGUGGCUCCUGCAAAAUCACCACCAGCAAGAAGUCCUCAGGGCUGGGCUGUGCACAGAAGGUGCUCUGAUGCUACUAGAAAUGCUAAAAGCCACCAUGAACCAGCCCCCAGCAGGUUCAGAAGAUGGCGCCUGGGAAAGGACAUUCCCCAGCAGUAUUCUGCACUUUCUGGGACUGGUACACCGCUCCUAUCCCCAGGAUCCAGCAUGGCAAACCCCAGAUUUCCUCCAGACUUUGGCCACUAUCACCUUCCCCUUGGAGGCCCAGAAGGGGGCUGGCACUGAAGCCAACAGCAUUGCCGAAGGUCUCCAGACUCCUUUCCAGUCACAUCCGGUCCGGAGACAGCUGAAGGAGUUCACUCAGGCCCUCCUGAGGGAGCUGCUGCUUGGAGUGUCCAGUUCCAAGCACUGGCUGCCACUAGAAGUGCUCCUGGAGGCUUCUCCAGACAGUGUCACCAGCCAGCAGAAGCGAGACUUCCAGUCUGCGGUCCUGCUUUCUACCAUGGAAAUAUUUCACAUCACAAGUGGGGGCAGCAUGCCAACCCUUAGAGAGCCUCAGCCAAACAUAGAAGCCGCUGCUGCUCCUUCCCUUGCAAACAUUUCCUACUUCACCCAGAAGCUGGUGGAGAAGCUGUACAGUGGGGUGUUCUCAGCAGACCCCAGGCACGUCCUUCUCUUCAUCACUGAGCACAUCAUAGUGGUCAUCGAGAACACAUCUUCUCAAAGGGACACUGCCAUUAGCGCUUUGUACAGCAGCCUAAACAAAGUCAUCCUCUACUGCCUCUCCAAGCCCCAGCAGUCCCUGUCUGAGUGCCUCAGCCUCCUCAGCAUCCUGGACUUUCUCCAAGAGCACUGGGACAUUGUCUUUGCCACUUAUAACUCCAACGUCAGCUUCCUCCUGUGCCUCAUGCAUUGUCUCCUGCUGCUCAACUCGAGAAGUUAUCCAGAAGGCUUUGGAUUGGAGCCCAAGCCCAGGAUUAGUCCUUUUCACCAAGUCUUCCUUGCCCCAGGUGAAGACGUGAAAGAGAGGAAGGAGCAGGACCUCCCAAGUUUGAGUGACGUCCAACACAACAUUCAGAAGUCAGUGCGGGUUCUGUGGCAGCAGCUCGUGGCACAGAGGCGUCAGACACUGGAGGAUGCCUUCAAGAUUGAUCUUUCCGUGAAGGCUGGAGAAAGUGAAGUGAAGAUUGAAGAGGUCACACCACUCUGGGAAGAGACGAUGCUCAAAGCCUGGCAGCAUUACUUAGCAUCUGAGAAGAAGUCACUGACCAGUCGCUCCAGUGUCACAUAUCACAGCAAAGCGACUUCGUGGAGUGGAAGUUUGUCUUCAGCCAUGAGACUGAUGCCUGGGCGGCAGGUGAAAGAUCCUGAGUGCAGAGCAGAGGAUUUUGUGUCCUGUAUAGAGAACUACAGAAGAAGAGGACAGGAGCUGUACGCAUCUCUAUACAAAGACCAUGUGCAGAGGCGGAAAUGUGGCAACAUGAAGGCAGCCACGGCCUGGGCCAGGAUUCAGGAGCAGCUCUUUGGGGAGCUGGGCUUGUGGGGCCAGAUGGCAAAAUCCACAUCCUGUUCCCAGUGGGAACUAGAUGGAAGAGAAGGACCAGCUCGCAUGAGAAAACGCAUCAGACGCUUGUCUCCAUGGAAGGCCCAGAGCCCUAGAGGCCUCAAGGAGAGCCAAGAUGGAAAAGGUGGUGUUUCUCAAAGCAGUGUUGAAAAUCAAGAUGAACUGACACCAAAGGAGGCGGAGAGCAGACCAGAAGAGGUGGGGGUAGACUGCACGCAGCUGACCUUCUUUCCUGCUUUGCAUGAAAGUUUGCACUCAGAAGAUUUCUUGGAAUUAUGCCGGGAAAGACAAGUUAUUUUAAAAGAGCUUCUUGAUGGUGAAAAGGUGACACAGAAGAUCCCCCUGGUGGAUGUGCAGGGCCACCUGGUCUCAGAAGGGAUCCUGCUAUUUGGCCAGCAACACUUCUACAUCUGUGAGAACUUCACUCUGUCUCCCACAGGUGAUGUCUACUGCACUCACCAUUGCUUAUCCAACAUCAGUGAUCCCUUCAUUUUCAACAUGUGCAGCAAAGACAGGUCCUCUGAGCAAUACUACUGCCAGCGCCAUGCCUAUAGUGACAUCAGGGAGCUCCGGCAGGCCCGCUUCCUCCUGCAGGAUAUUGCCCUGGAGAUCUUUUUCCAAAAUGGAUAUUCCAAGCUCCUCGUCUUCUACAACAGUGAUCGGAGUAAAGCCUUCAAAAGCUUUUGCUCUUUCCAACCCAGCUUGAAGGGGAAAGGUGCCACAGAAGACCCCUUCAAUCUAAGGAGACACCCUGGCUUCAACAGGACCAUGCUGCAGAGGUGGCAGAAAAGGGAAAUCAGCAAUUUUGAAUACCUUAUGCAUCUCAACACGCUGGCUGGGAGAACGUAUAAUGAUUACAUGCAGUACCCCGUGUUUCCCUGGGUCCUCGCUGACUACACCUCAGAGAUGCUCAACUUGACGAAUCCCAAGACUUUCCGGGAUCUUUCCAAGCCCAUGGGGGCUCAGACCAAGGAAAGGAAGGAGAAAUUUACCCAGAGGUUUAAAGAAGUUGAAAAAACUGAAGGAGACAUGGCCGUCCAGUGCCACUACUACACCCACUAUUCCUCAGCCAUCAUUGUCGCCUCCUACUUGGUCCGGAUGCCGCCCUUUACACAGGCCUUCUGUGCAUUGCAGGGUGGAAGCUUUGAUGUGGCUGACAGAAUGUUCCACAGUGUGAAGAGCACAUGGGAGUCUGCCUCCAGAGAGAACAUGAGCGAUGUCAGAGAGUUGACCCCUGAGUUCUUCUACCUGCCUGAGUUCCUAACCAACUGUAAUGCAGUAGAGUUUGGCUGCAUGCAGGAUGGAACAGCACUGGGGGAUGUGCAGCUCCCUCCCUGGGCAGAUGGGGAUCCUCGAAAAUUCAUCAGCCUGCACAGACAGGCUCUGGAAAGUGACUUUGUCAGUGCCAACCUCCACCACUGGAUAGACCUCAUUUUUGGGUACAAGCAGCAGGGACCAGCUGCUGUAGAGGCGGUAAACACCUUCCACCCCUACUUCUAUGGUGACAGGAUGGACCUCAGCAACAUCAGUGACCCCCUGAUCAAGAGUACCAUCCUGGGAUUCAUUAGCAACUUCGGACAGGUGCCCAAGCAGCUCUUCACUAAACCCCACCCAUCCAGGAGUGCCACAGGGAAGCCUCCGGUGCCUGGAAAGGAUACCUCUACCCCUGCUGGCCUGCCAGGCCACCCACAGCCCUUCCUCCACAGUCUGCCAGCACUGAGGCCCUCCCAGGUCACAGUCAAAGAUAUGUACCUUUUCUCUCUAGGAUCAGAGUCCCCUAAAGGGGCUAUUGGCCACAUCGUCCCUACCGAGAAGACUAUCCUGGCCGUGGAGAAGAACAAAGUGCUACUACCCCCUCUCUGGAACAGGACCUUCAGUUGGGGAUUUGAUGACUUCAGCUGCUGCCUGGGGAACUAUGGCUCCGACAAGAUCCUGGUGACAUUCGAGAACCUGGCUGCCUGGGGCCCCUGUCUGUGUGCUGUGUGUCCAUCCCCCACCAUGAUAGUCACCUCUGGGGCCAGCACAGUGGUGUGUGUGUGGGAGCUCAGCCUGGUCAAAGGCCGCCCAAGAGGCUUGCACCUCCAACAGGCCUUGUAUGGACACACCCAGGCUGUCACAUGCCUGGCAGCUUCUGUUACCUUCAGCCUUUUGGUGAGUGGUUCUCAGGACUGCACUUGUAUCCUGUGGGACUUGGAUCAUCUCUGUCACGUGGCCUGCCUGCCUGUUCAUCGGGAGGGCAUCUCAGCUGUUGCCAUCAGUGAUGUCUCGGGCACCAUUGUCUCCUGCGCCGGAGCCCACUUGUCCCUGUGGAAUGUCAAUGGGCAGCCCCUGGCCAGCAUCACCACAGCCUGGGGCCCUGAAGGAUCCAUAACUUGCUGCUGUAUAGUGGAGGGGCCAACAUGGGAUACAAGCCACAUCAUCAUCACAGGGAGUCAGGAUGGCAUGGUUCGGAUUUGGAAGACGGAGGAUGUGAAGAUGUCUGUUCCUGGGCAGGCAGUUACAGAGGAGCCGUCCACUCAGCUUCCGAGCCCCAGAGGUCACAGGUGGGAGAAGAACCUUGCCCUGAGCCGAGAGUUGGAUGUCAGUGUUGCUUUGAGUGGCAAACCCAGUAAGGCCAGCUCAGCAGUGACAGCUCUGGCCAUGUCUAGAAACCAGACCAAGCUCUUGGUGGGCGAUGAGAAGGGGAGGAUCUUCUGCUGGUCUGCUGAUGCAUAGAAGGAGAAAGGCAUGGGCACAAAGCCGGGCAGCCCUGGGGGCAUCAGCACAGGCUGAAGACACGGAGGUGAUGUGUAGCUUGGGCUCUGCACCCAAAAGCAACUGUCUUUCCCAUGAUUCUCAAGGAAGGAGCCCUUGAUGGUUUGCACUGUGUACCUCAAAUUAUAUCUGUGACCCACAGGACUUCUGUAGGAAAGAUUCCAAUAUAAAGUCGUGCUGGAAACUGGCUUCCUGGCAACAAACUGCACAGGAAAUAUACAUGUGACUCAACUUACCAAGAGCUUAUUGUACUGAAAAAAAAAUGGGAUUGGCUGAUGGAAACUGUCCUGUUGUCUUUAUUUUAUUAAA
Messenger RNA from Nannospalax galili (Upper Galilee mountains blind mole rat), 10115 nucleotides. It is a transcript of the gene Wdfy4, whose product is annotated as WDFY family member 4. The coding region runs from base 252 to 9767 and encodes 3171 amino acids. The record is from RefSeq and is a predicted model, not a curated record. Gene Ontology annotation, molecular function: protein binding. The transcript is spliced from 63 exons. NCBI's taxonomy places the organism in Eukaryota, Metazoa, Chordata, Mammalia, Rodentia, Spalacidae.